Molecule: messenger RNA, 777 nt
Organism: Haliotis rufescens (red abalone)
Lineage: Eukaryota; Metazoa; Mollusca; Gastropoda; Lepetellida; Haliotidae
Product: loricrin-like
Exons: 2
Coding region: 1-777 (258 amino acids)
Source: RefSeq, a predicted model, not a curated record
AUGUCAGAUGCUUUAGGAUUUUUCUCGGCAUUUGGGAGAGCUCGUUGUAGUGGUAGCGGUUGCGACAACGAAGGUGUUGUAGUGUGUGCGGCAGCGGCAUUUGGGAGAGCCCGUCGUAGUGGUGGCGGUUGCGACAACGGGGGUGUUGUAGUGUGUGAGGCAGAGGCAUUUAGGAGAGCUCGUGGUAGUGGUGGCGGCUGCGACAACGAAGGUGUUGUAGUGUGUGAGGCAGCGGCAUUUGGGAGAGCUCGUGGUAGUGGUAGCGGUUGCGACAACGAAGGUGUUGUAGUGUGUGAGGCAGCGGCAUUUGGGAGAGCCCGUCGUAGUGGUGGCGGCUGCGACAACGGGGGUGUUGUAGUGUGUGAGGCAGCGGUAUUUGGGAGAGCCCGUCGUAGUGGUGGCGGCUGCGACAACGGGGGUGUUGUAGUGGGUGAGGCAGCGGCAUUUGGGAGAGCCCGUCGUAGUGGUUGCGGCUGCGACAACGGGGGUGUUGUAGUGUGUGAGGCAGCGGCAUUUAGGAGAGCUCGUGGUAGUGGUGGCGGUUGCGACAACGAAGGUGUUGUAGUGUGUGAGGCAGCGGCAUUUGGGAGAGCCCGUCGUAGUGGUGGCGGCUGCGACAACGGGGGUGUUGUAGUGUGUGAGGCAGCGGCAUUUGGGAGAGCCCGUCGUAGUGGUGGCGGCUGCGACAACGGGGGUGUUGUAGUGUGUGAGGCAGCGGCAUUUGGGAGAGCCCGUCGUAGUGAUGGAGUUGUUGUAGCGGUAUUGGAGGUGUUGUAG